Messenger RNA from Amyelois transitella, 1205 nucleotides. RefSeq names its product calaxin. The transcript has 5 exons. Gene Ontology annotation, molecular function: calcium ion binding. The record is from RefSeq and is a predicted model, not a curated record. Lineage: Eukaryota; Metazoa; Arthropoda; Insecta; Lepidoptera; Pyralidae. Bases 133 to 945 code for a protein of 270 amino acids.
UCUUCUUUAAGGCGAAGGCAUACCCUGGGCUGUUGUCCAGACUACCGGCCGGACUAAAAGCCAAAAGCAAAAAGACAGUACAUAUCUUAUUUAUGUUUUAGUACGUAUAGAUGAGGAAUUUUGUUUAAGAUCAUGGCAUCAAAACCACAAGCGCUGAGUAUAUCAGCCACCACUAUGGCAUUAAAAGGAGUCAGGAUCUUCCUCAAUGCUGGUCGGGCGGCUGCAGAAAGAAGAGUCCACAUAGCUCCGGUGUCAAAGGAGAAGAGACCCAAAUCCGUGGUGCCAGGGUCCAGGCCGCCUCAGAAGGUCUUCGAUUCGCUGGUUAAGAGCACUAGGUUUAACAAAAAUGAACUGGAAGCUUUGUUUGUGAUGUACAAAAAGCUGGUGACGGCGGCGCAGUCGACAGCCCCGCCGGCAGCCAUUGGACAGCCUGCAGCUAAAGUUGAUGGCAUAGACCAAGGGACAUUCCGAGACGUAAUGCACAACACUUUUGACCUGGUCACAGAGGAGACCAUUCUAGAACGAGUGUGGGUGACCUGGGAAAGGGGACCUAAUGGUGGUGAAGGAGCCCUGAAGUUUGAAGCCUGGGUUCGAGGGUUAAGCAUACUGUUGAAGGGUACUGAUGAAGAGAGAACGGCACAUUGUUUUGCUGUUUACGAUUUGAAUAGCGACGGCUUCAUUACCAGGGAUGAAAUGUUUUUGCUGUUGAAGAAUGCACUUCUCAAGCAACCUGGUGACGAGGACCCUGACGAAGGCGUCAGGGAUCUGGUGGAACUGGUGCUCAAGAAACUUGACGUCGACAAGGAUGGGAGCGUCUCCUUAGACGACUAUAGACAAGCUGUGGAACAGGAGCCAUUAUUAUUAGAAGCAUUUGGUCAAUGUCUCCCCACGAGAAGACAAGCGACCGCAUUCCUCAAGACUCUGAAUACAAACAACAAAUCAUAGUUUAUAGGUUGCUCAGUUGUAAAUAAAAAAAAUACAUACAUACAUACAUAUAGUCACGUCUACAACUCUUGCGGGGUAAACAGAGCCAACAGUCUUGAAAAGACUAAAAGGUCGUGCGUGACUGUAUGGCAAUAUGAUGGAAUUGAAAUUCAAAUAGUGACAGGUUGCUAGCCCAUCGGCUACAAGGAGAAUUCAAUGUUUAUUAGCCUUUUACGACAUCCAUAUGGAGUGGUUCUAUUCUAUAGUGCAGGGAAUCUGAA